UUAAAUUUGUUGUCCACGUUGUUUACUUUUGCUGCAAUGUCUGAAAUUGAACGUGAUAUAAAUGAUUUAUUUGACGAUAUAACUUUAGCUGAAGAUCGCUUGGUGGAAGCGAGUUAUAACGAAGGUUUCGCAGCCGGUUGCCAACAGGGAAACAAAGAAGGCUAUAGACUGGGCUACGCACAAGGCCUACAAUUGGGUGAGGAACUUGGAGAAAUUUUUGGCAGGGUUGUAGCUCUACAACAACAACCAAAGCACACAGAUCGAGUGAAACGUUGUCUGGAACACUUAAGAACGGCCAUAGUGGCCUUCCCCAAAGAAAACGACCCAGAGGCGGAUAUUAUUGGAGCCGUGGAGACAAUAAGGACACUAAACAAGAAAUUGUUGGUUUUAACAGGAAACAAAGCAUCGGGUGGAAGAGAAAGUAUAGCCAAGGAAACUAAAGAUUAUUCCUUUUAG
Stomoxys calcitrans (stable fly) is the source of this 456-nucleotide messenger RNA. RefSeq lists its product as uncharacterized. The record is from RefSeq and is a predicted model, not a curated record. The transcript has a single exon. Bases 37 to 456 code for a protein of 139 amino acids. NCBI's taxonomy places the organism in Eukaryota, Metazoa, Arthropoda, Insecta, Diptera, Muscidae.